CAGAAAUCCGCCAUUUUGUUGUUUGCCACCCGCCAUUUAGUGAUCGAGGAGGGAAAAAAAGACAACGACAAAGGUUUCAACGUGACCGGCGUCGAGAACAUCGAUUGUACCUCAAGUGUUGUCCCUGUGGUCGUUGAGCAUUUGACAAGAAUGUUGAAGGAGUUGGUAAGAGAGCGACUGAAGGCGGCCGCCGACGAAAUCUUCGCACUGUUUGAAGGAACGAUAGCGUCGUACGAAGAGCAACUUAGUCGCGCACGAGGGGAGAGCGAGCGACAACGACGACAAGUGGAAGCCGUUUGCAAGUCUCAAAUUAUCAUACACGUCGAAGACGUCCGGCUGCUGAUUGAUCGUAAGGUUGAACUUCCCUGUCAACAGUGGGGGAGCUCUAGUUUGGAAAAGGGCGAUUCACAGGUACUCUGUGUUAAAGAGGAAAAUGAGGAUCCACAGACCCCCCUUGUUGAAGAGGAAGCUGAGGAUCCACAGCCCGCCCUUGUUGAAGAGGAGGGUCCACAGCCCGUCCACAUUGAACAGGAAGAGGAGGAGCCACAGCCAUCCCACAUUAAGAAGGAAGAGGAGGCUGAUGUCAUCAAGUUUCCGCUAACUGGCGUCUCUGCGAAGGGUGAAGACAACAACGAAGAACAAGCCAAGGCGUCACAGCUUCAUCACAGCCCAAGUGGAGACCGCUGUUUAGGACCACCACCAGACAACCUCCUAGCUCCACUUAACAAGAAAACUCGCCCUAAAAGAUUUGCUCAGAACGGUCCUAUUAAGAGACGCAUGAAAACGCAAACUGAAGCUAAACCCCUUUGUUGCUCAGUUUCUGGCAUAUGUUUUAGUACUAGGUCAAGUAUGAUGAGACACAGGAGAUCACAUGCAGGAAAACCAUUUUGUUGUCCAACUUGUGGUAAAUGCUUCUCUCAAAAGGCAAAUCUGGAACCACACCUAAGAAUACACGCAGGGGAAAAACCCUACAGUUGCUCAUUUUGUGACAAAAAAUUCAUGCAAAGGUCACUUUGUGAAAGACACACGAGAAUCCACACAGGAGAAAAACCUUUCAGUUGCUCAACUUGUGGCAAAACAUUCACUACAAAGGGAAAUAUGAUCUUACACACGAGACUCCACAUACGAAAGCCUUUUAGUUGCUCAAUUUGUGGCAAAACAUGCACUACAAAAGCAGCUAUGAUGUUACACAUGAGCAAGCACACAGGAGAAAGACCCUAUAGAUGCUCGUUUUGUAGCAGAAAAUGUAUAAGCAAAUCAAAAUUAGAUCGACACAUAAGAAGCCACACAGGGGAAAAACCUUUCAGUUGCUCGGUUUGUAGCAAAACAUUCACUAUAAAAGAAAAUAUGCGCUCACACAUAAGGCGGCACACACAGGAAAAAACCUUGAGGUGUUCAACCUGCGGUGAAACCUUUACUCAAAGGUCAAAUCUGAAGGCACACAUGAGAACACAUCCAGGAGCAAAACCUUUUGGUUGCUCAAUCUGUAGCAAGCUGUUCACUCGUAAGGGAUCUGUUGUAAGACACAUGAGAACACAUAGAGACGCAAAAACCGUUUAAUUUUUCAGCUCUGCUUACGUGACCAGUUGGCUGCGGCCAUGCAGACCCACAGCACCGAGCGAUCUGUACCUACACUCACUGAUUUGAUUUAGUGUUAAAUAAAGAAAAGGCGAAGAAUUUUAAAGUGGA
Phyllopteryx taeniolatus (common seadragon) is the source of this 1689-nucleotide messenger RNA. RefSeq names its product zinc finger protein 501-like. The transcript is spliced from 2 exons. The record is from RefSeq and is a predicted model, not a curated record. The coding region runs from base 151 to 1560 and encodes 469 amino acids. NCBI's taxonomy places the organism in Eukaryota, Metazoa, Chordata, Actinopteri, Syngnathiformes, Syngnathidae.